Nematolebias whitei (Rio pearlfish) is the source of this 853-nucleotide messenger RNA. It is a transcript of the gene twist2, whose product is annotated as twist2. Gene Ontology annotation, molecular function: RNA polymerase II transcription regulatory region sequence-specific DNA binding; DNA-binding transcription factor activity, RNA polymerase II-specific; protein dimerization activity. Lineage: Eukaryota; Metazoa; Chordata; Actinopteri; Cyprinodontiformes; Rivulidae. Gene Ontology annotation, biological process: developmental process; regulation of transcription by RNA polymerase II. The transcript has 2 exons. The coding region runs from base 208 to 711 and encodes 167 amino acids. The record is from RefSeq and is a predicted model, not a curated record.
UUUUUUUUCAACAGGGAAAGAAACAAACAAACAAAACAAAAAAAAAAACUUUCUGCGAGGGGAGACGCGUGCCAAGCGACAGCGCGAGCGCAGCUUCUCCACAGACAGCUCCGUCUCCUGCUCUGAAGGGAUCUAACAUCUGGAACCACGGCUUCUAAGGUGGACACCGUUUUAUCCUCUCUAUCCCUCCAUUUCUUCAAGAAAGAAAUGGAAGAGGGCUCCAGCUCCCCGGUCUCCCCUGUGGAUAGUCUGGUGACGAGCGAGGAGGAGCUGGAGCGCCAGCACAAGCAGCGCUUCUCCAAGAAGAGGAGGCACAGCAGCAAGAAGUCCGGCGGGGAGGACAGCACCGGGAGCAGCCCGGCAGCCCUGAAGCGGCCCAAGAAACCCAGUCCGAGCGGCGCGCAGUCCUACGAGGAGCUGCAGAACCAGAGGGUCCUGGCCAACGUCCGGGAGCGGCAGCGGACUCAGUCCCUGAACGAGGCCUUCGCGUCUUUGCGCAAAAUCAUCCCCACGCUGCCCUCGGACAAACUCAGCAAGAUCCAGACCCUGAAGCUGGCCUCCAGGUACAUAGACUUCCUGUGUCAGGUGCUGCAGAGCGACGAGAUGGACAACAAGAUGUCCAGCUGCAGCUACGUGGCGCACGAGAGACUCAGCUACGCGUUCUCCGUGUGGAGGAUGGAGGGCGCGUGGUCCAUGUCUGCGUCUCACUAGCACCCAGAGAGCUUCACCUCCAAUGCCAAAGUGACUGUUUGCUUCUAAAGACCAAAGGGAUUAUUGAAGAACCCGUCAACCUCAAAGGGCCACGAAGUAGAGGCGUGGUGUGUGUGUGUGUGUGUGUGUGUGUGUGUGUGUG